AUGAAACCACAAAUAACCAGCUGGGAUGAUCUCACUGAAGUAUGGGAGCAAAGCGAUGAUGAAAUGGGGAAAAUCCAGCGAACAUCUUUCGCCUUGUUCGACAGCAAUGAAAGCUUCCACUACGGCAUGCUGGAAAUCCCCAAAGCCAAUAUUACUUUUGACCAGGUCAUCGACACCCUCAAGAGUGUUCCAGAUGAAGAAAUAUUCACCCCGUGGCUGGAUCCCGGGGUCGAGUUGAUGCAAGCCCCAGCGACACUUACCGAGGAUUUCUACGUCAAGCGACCAGAUCCACAGAUGUAUGAAGUGAUGAAGGAACACAAUGCAUUAUCCCAGCUCUCAGCAGGCUUGCUAGCAGAGGCUGAAGUUCUAGAGUCCCUAUCCCAACACCCGCACCCGAAUAUAACCCGCUACUAUGGCUGUCGGGUUCUCCGUGGGUACUUUAUCGGAAUUGUCAUCGACAAGCAUCCACACGAUCUGUACACUUAUCUCAAGCACAGAGUUGGGACAAUUGAUAAACGGCCUUUCAUUGCUGCCCUCAACUCAUCUCUCCGCCAUCUUCAUACACUUGGAUUGGCCCAUAAUGACCUGACUCCCUACAACAUUUUAGUUAGCAUAGAAGGCAUGCCUAUUUUGAUUGAUUUUGCCGGAUGUCAGCCUAUUGGAACCUAUUUGAAGCAUAUUAGAGGGACCCGUGGGUGGAUAGAUGGAGAAAUCAAGGACCACAAUACAUCGAAAAAGGAGCAUGAUGUUUCUGCUUUAGCUAAGAUCAGUGCGUGGUUGGACCAGCCAGUAUUUGAUCAAUGA
Messenger RNA from Penicillium vulpinum, 804 nucleotides. RefSeq lists its product as uncharacterized. Lineage: Eukaryota; Fungi; Ascomycota; Eurotiomycetes; Eurotiales; Aspergillaceae. The transcript has a single exon. Gene Ontology annotation, molecular function: protein kinase activity; ATP binding. Gene Ontology annotation, biological process: protein phosphorylation. The record is from RefSeq and is a predicted model, not a curated record. Bases 1 to 804 code for a protein of 267 amino acids.